Molecule: messenger RNA, 2226 nt
Organism: Cucurbita moschata (crookneck pumpkin)
Lineage: Eukaryota; Viridiplantae; Streptophyta; Magnoliopsida; Cucurbitales; Cucurbitaceae
Product: pentatricopeptide repeat-containing protein At3g61360
Exons: 3
Coding region: 68-1600 (510 amino acids)
Molecular function (GO): protein binding
Source: RefSeq, a predicted model, not a curated record
UCCCGGCGUCUGCAAUAGUUCAACAGCGCCGCCAUCUCUCUGUUCUCUGGAGAGUGAAGAACUGAAGAUGGUGAUUCCGACGAGGCUAACUCAAAUCUCUCAAAUACGCAUUUUUUUCCAUUCCUUUCUGAUUCCUGCAGCUCCUUUUUCUACUCAUCUUCAUCAAUCUUCAGAACCCGGAGGUGAAAUCGAAAGAAUCACCAAAAUCAUCAACGACCAUCCAUUUCCCGAUCAGCCUCUUCGACCUACUCUUCUUCACCAUAUUCCAUCUCCUCUUCCUUCUAACACUUUCCUGAAUGACGUUCUUGGCCGCUUGUUUGCAGCGCAUUCCAAUGGUCUCAAGGCUUUGGAGUUCUUCAAAUUCUGCCUCCACCAUUCUCAAGCUUCCCCAACUCCAGAUGCUUUUGAGAAGACGCUUCAUAUUCUCGCGAGGAUGAGGUAUUUCGAUCAAUCAUGGGAGUUGAUGCGUGAGAUUCAACGAACUCAUCCGUUUUUGCUUACUCUUAAAUCCAUGAGCAUCUUGCUUACGAAGAUUGCGAAGUUUCAAUCCUUCGAAGAAACGAUCGAGGCGUUUCGGAGAAUGGAGAAUGAAGUGUUUGUUGGAAGGAAAUUUGGUACUGAGGAAUUUAAUGUGCUCCUUCGAGCCUUUUGCACUCAGAGACAGAUGAAAGAGGCGCGAUCAGUGUUCUUAAAGAUGUAUUCUCGAUUUCCCCCAAAUACUAAAACCAUGAAUCUCUUGCUUUUAGGGUUCAAGGAAUCCAGCAAUGUUACUGCUGUUGAGCUUUUCUAUCAUGAGAUGAUCAGGAGAGGUUUCAAGCCAGAUGCUGUGACUUACAGCAUCAGAAUGGAUGCAUAUUGCAAAAGAGGUUGUUUCGUGGAUGGUUUGAGAGUUUUCGAAGAAAUGAAGAGGGCAAAAUUUGAGCCUACAUUGGAAACAAUCACUACUCUGAUCCAUGGAGCAGGGGUAGCAAAGGACAUAGCCAAAGCACGCCAACUGUUUGAUGAAAUGCCUCUGAGAAAUUUGUGUCCUGACAUUGGGGCUUAUAAUGCUUUGAUAAGUUCCUUGAUUAGGUCUGAUGAUGUGAAUUCUGCAGCGGCUUUAAUGGAAGAUAUGGAAGCUAAACACAUUGGACAUGACAGUAUGACCUAUCAUAUGAUGUUCGUAGGCCUGAUGAAAUUGGAGGAUGUUCAUGGUUUUUAUGAGUUGUAUAGAAAAAUGAUACGACGGAAUUUUGUGCCGAAAACACGAACAGUAGUCAUGAUCAUGAAGUUUUUCUGUGAAAAUCGUCGAGUUGAUUUGGGUUUGGAUUUGUGGGGCUAUCUGGUAGAGAAGGGAUACUGCCCUCAUAGUCAUGUAUUGGAUGUGUUGGUAACAGGAUUAUGUGCCCGUGGAAUGGUUCAUGAAGCAUUUGAGUGCUCCAAACAAAUGUUGGAGAGAGGGAGGCAAAUGAGCGAUGCAGCAUUUCUGAUCAUGGAGAGAUCUCUUUUGCAGGCAGAUGCAAAAGACAUAUUGGGGGAGCUUGAACAGUUGAGGAAGAAGCUUAAAACUGUUUUGCCCCCUCCAAAGCAGCUUCCAUACGAGAUUCCGGCAUCCUCAUAGACAAAUUGUGUAUAUUGCCAGAUUUCUUAAACCAUGGAGCUUUGCCUGCACACAAUGCAGACCACAUCCCUCCAUAUUUGACUAAUCCUUUGCAGUGACCAUAACAGAAAUACUGUUCCAUCUCAGAGCAGCCAUGGAUCCUCUAAUACAGCAAGUGGCAAGCAUGACCGGGACACUGUGCAUAGCAAUUUCCCAGGAUCACAAGGAAGCCUCUUCGGUCGGCUCUAGAUGGCAUGGCCGGAUUAUAAGCUCGAGACGUCGAAGAGUAUCCUUGGGUACUCUAUUGAAGCUUGCUCAUUUGUUGGUCCUCCUUGAAUGUCUCGUGCUCGAGCCACCCCUAUUUGUUGGCAACCGCUAGGUAGGUUGUAUAAGUUAAGUUGAUCCAAACACUCGCAAAUAUUUGAAGAAAAAAAAAAACAUUAAAAGGGUUUCUAUGUAUUGUACCCUCUGUUCUCUUUAACUUUGUAUAACUUUUCACAUGCAUAACUUGCAUAACUUGUCACAUGAAGAACUUAACCUCCAUUAUUAAAUCAUGGGAGAUAGAAUAAGCAUUUGAGUGCAUUCAGCAAUGUAAAAAUUUUAUUAAACCACUGAUUGAUUGAGAGAUAGAAUGUGUAAUGAAGUUC